Messenger RNA from Coccomyxa subellipsoidea C-169, 1502 nucleotides. RefSeq names its product UPF0052-domain-containing protein. The transcript is spliced from 9 exons. Lineage: Eukaryota; Viridiplantae; Chlorophyta; Trebouxiophyceae; Coccomyxaceae. The record is from RefSeq and is a predicted model, not a curated record. Bases 1 to 1221 code for a protein of 406 amino acids. Gene Ontology annotation, molecular function: LPPG:FO 2-phospho-L-lactate transferase activity.
AUGGUGCUCAGAAUUCCCCCUUUCAUGGUGCUGUGGUGCCAAUGGCAUCUGAGGCAGCUGACGACCAGGGUGACGCAUGUGCUGCCCGUGUCUGACGAUGGUGGCAGCACGGCGGAGAUUGUGAGGGUGCUGGGAGGACCGGCAGUCGGAGACAUCCGCUCGCGCUGCCUGCGGCUGGCUGACAACUCCGACUCCGAGGCGUUGGCGGUGCGCGUCCUGCUGGCGCACCGACUGUCGGGGGAGAGCGCGGAGGCCGCCAAGGCCGACUGGUAUGAGGUGGUGGAGGGGGACCAUGCAUUGUGGCGGGGGGUCUCCGAGCCCUACAAGCACACCAUCCGCGCCUUCCUUGUCUACUUUCACACCCAGAUCCUGCGCCACUCCACCGAGCGCUUCAACUUCCGCAACGGCUCCGUCGGCAACUUUUUCUUCGCGGGGGCGCGGCUAUUCUUCCGCUCAUUGGAGGCGGCAAUAUUUCUGUUCAGCCGCGUGGCGCGCAUCCCGGAGGGGUCUCUGGUGCUGCCGGCCAUCUGCACGGAGGAGCGCAUCACUCUGGGCGCUGAGCUGGCCAACUCCGCCGUCAUCCGCGGCCAGAACGAGAUCAGCCACCCCGCAGCCCCAGAGUCCCCCGGGCCGAUAAGGGUGGACAAGCACGGGAGGGGCCCCCCGCUGGCUGCGCCCAUCCGGCGCAUCUUCUACCUGAGCGCGGAGGGGACCAUGCGCGAGCAUGAGGUGUUCCCUCCGCCCAACCCCCGGUUACUAACCGCGCUCGACACCGCCGACGCCAUCAUCUACGGCAUGGGCUCCCUCUACACCUCCAUCUGUCCCUCCCUCAUCCUCAAGGGAGUGGGGGAGCGCAUAGCGGCGCAGAGCGUGCCCAAGAUAUUUCUGCUGAACGGCAGCCACGACCGCGAGACGUCGGCCAGCAGCAGCCGCGGCGGACCCAUGAGCGCCGCCGACAGCGUCUCGGCUGUCUGUGACGCCCUCAACCGACGCCACACCAAGGCGGGUGAACCGCUGGAUCUGCCGCCCAGCGCAUAUGUGACGGCGCUGCUUGUGCCGGCCGGGGGAGCCAUUGAUCUAGACACUCCCGCCCUUGAGGUUAUAGGCAUCAGGCAAGUGGUGGAGGUGCAGUCAAUCAGGGAUGCGAAUGGAAAUUGCUUGUUUGAGCCUGGGGCGCUGGUGCACGCCAUUGGGGAGGUCGUGGGCAGCCACAUACUCUGAGAAGGCUGUCCCUCAUAUUAUUUUGGGGCAUGAACUUUAUUGCAGACGCCCCUUGCCUCUGGCAGAAACAGCGUGCAUUCAUAUCAAAAACAGAAAAAUUACAAAAUUAUGAGACCCUUUUGACAUGCUCCUGCUCUGCAACAUUCCGCAACAGUGCAACGCUGUCCGUUUUGCAUUUUUGGCAUGGUAUUCACAUUGGCUAAGUGUCUGCCAUGGGAAGGACAUAUCUGGGAUGCUGUUACAGGACCUCUCAUGGGUCACGCUGUAAUCAAGGUUUUCCG